CGCUCAUUACCACUCACACCAGCGGCCUAUAAAUAUGAAUCAGUAAAUACGACAUGCACAGUUGCAGACAACAGAAGAAUCAUGUUCUCUCUCAGUUUAGUGAUCACCUUCAUUUUACUGAACUCAAGCCUGCUGAUAUCAGCGAGUGGUGGACAUGGUCAUGGACAUGGUCACGGUGGACAUGAUCAUGAUCACGGUCAUGACUAUGACUACUGUAGGAGGUCCACUAAAACUGAAACUGCAUGUGAGGGCUCUAUCCUGCGUCUGUCCUGUCCUGGUUGUAAGAUCAGGAUCCUUGGUGCAAACUAUGGGCGUACAGAUAGAAAAACCUGCAUUAAGAACCGUCCACCACAUCAAAUCAGAGAAACCAGCUGCCGUUCAUCCAGCUCUCUGUCCAUAGUGUCAUCAAGGUGUGAUGGACGUCAGAGCUGCAAUGUACCAGCCACCAACAGUGUAUUCUCUGAUCCCUGUUAUGGCACAUACAAGUACCUGAGAGUCAAAUACUGCUGCUCACGUCGUAGGAGCUGAUCUUGCUGAUUUUUGUAUGAUUUCUCUGCCAGCGUCUCCCCUACAUUGACAUUUAACUUAAUAAAUGCUUAAUGAAAAUAA
Messenger RNA from Danio rerio (zebrafish), 609 nucleotides. The record is from RefSeq and is a predicted model, not a curated record. NCBI's taxonomy places the organism in Eukaryota, Metazoa, Chordata, Actinopteri, Cypriniformes, Danionidae.